This is a messenger RNA of Strigops habroptila (Kakapo), 5118 nucleotides long. It is a transcript of the gene KLHL35, whose product is annotated as kelch like family member 35. The coding region runs from base 249 to 2009 and encodes 586 amino acids. The record is from RefSeq and is a predicted model, not a curated record. Gene Ontology annotation, molecular function: protein binding. The transcript has 7 exons. Lineage: Eukaryota; Metazoa; Chordata; Aves; Psittaciformes; Psittacidae.
ACAGAUGCAUGGCUAAUGCCCUGGAGCUCUCUGGCAUUGAGGAGAAACAAAAGCAGAUUUCUUCUCCCCCCCCACCUCUCAGCAGUGAGGAUAAAGGGGAUGCUUUUGUGCUUCCCUUGCAGAAGGGCUCAGUGUGCUUUGCAGAGGGGACCUGGCUCUGUUCAGAGCCCUAAUGUGGAUGGGAGCGCUCCAAGAGGGAAGUUGAGUCUUUGCUAGGUCCCACCUGGAGAACACUACUUGUGGGCAAGAUGCAUCGAAUGAUGAAGGAAGAAUCAAGUUUCAGGGCAAGCAGCCUGGAAAAAGUGACGCGGGACCCCAGCAAAGAAAAGCUGCACGUGAAGCUCUGCAGUGGGUCCUGCCAUGCCGAGCAGAUCCUCCAGACACUCAACUCCUACAGGCAGAGCGGCAUCUUCACCGAUGUGGUGCUGUUAAUUGAUGGACAAGAGUUCCCCUGUCACCGCGCCACUUUGUCAGCCAACAGCACCUAUUUCCGAGCCAUGUUUGGUGGCAAUCUCAAGGAAGGCCACCAGGAUAUCAUUAAUAUCCAGAAGAUAUCUGCUUCCACUAUGUCUCUCCUUCUUGAUUAUAUGUAUGGGGGGAACAUCAUCAUUCAGGAGGACAAUGUUGAAAGCAUCUUGGAACUGUCUGACUUGCUGCAGAUCUCCAAGCUCAGGGAUGCAUGUGUUACCUUCCUUGAAGGCCAGCUUCACCCAUGCAAUUGCUUGGGCAUCAUGAAGUUUGCCGAUUCAUUCUCCAUUGCUUCUCUGACAGAGAAAAGCAAGAGGUUCAUGCUGGAGUGUUUUGUGGAGGUGUCGUGUCAUGAGGAGUUCCUGGAGAUGGAUGUGAAGGAGCUGGUUGAGUAUCUGUCCGAUGAGGAGCUGGUGGUCCCCAAAGAGGAAGUGGUCUUUGAGGCUGUGAUGCGCUGGGUACGGCAUGAUGUACCUGCCAGGAAGGGAGCCUUGAAGGACCUCCUUGAGCAUGUGCGCCUGCCCCUGCUCAACCCCACCUACUUCCUGGAGAAGGUGGAAAUGGAUGGGCUCAUCCAGGACUCUAAGGAGUGCAUUCCUCUACUGCACGAGGCCCGCAAGUACUACAUCCUGGGGAACGAGGUCAGCUCUGUGCGAUCAAGACCCAGAAGGUUCAUGGAGCUGUCAGAAGUCAUCAUUGUCAUUGGGGGCUGUGAUAAGAAAGGCCUCCUGAAGCUGCCCUUCACAGACCUCUACCACCCAAAGAGCAGGCAGUGGACAGCCCUCUCUAGCGUGCCUGGCUACACCAAGUCAGAGUUUGCUGCCUGCACACUGAAGAAUGAUGUUUACAUAUCAGGAGGACACAUCAGCAGCAAUGAUGUUUGGGUGCUGAGCUCCCAGCUGAAUGUCUGGAUCAAGGUUGCUUGUCUGCAGAAAGGCCGAUGGAGGCACAAAAUGGCAACUCUUCAGGGCAAGAUCUAUGCUGUGGGAGGCUUUGAUGGUUUCUACCGCCUCUCCAGCGUGGAGUGCUACGACACCUUCUCCAACACUUGGUCAACCUUGGCCCCGUUGCCUCAGGCCGUGAGCUCGGCGGCUGUGGUCUCCUGCCUCAACAAGCUCUAUGUGCUGGGAGGUGCUGUGGAUGACACCGCUAACACCGACAAGGUCCAGUGUUAUGACCCAGAGGACAACAAGUGGACGCUCUUGUCUCCCACCCCUUUUUACCAGAGGUGCAUCAGCGCCGUCUGCUUGGACAACAUCAUUUAUGUUGUAGGUGGACUCCUCAGUAAAAUCUUCAGCUAUGACCCAAGGAAAGACAGUUGGAGAGAAGUGGCCACCCUCCCUGGGCCUCUGGAGAGCUGUGGCCUGACGGUGUGCGGAGGGAAGAUCUACAUCCUGGGUGGCCGGGAUGAGAAUGGGGAAGGCACGGACAAGGCGUUCACUUUCAACCCGGUGACAGGCAGUGUGGAGCAGCAGCCGCCGCUGCAGCGCUGUACCAGUUACCACGGCUGUGUGACCAUCCUGCAGCACACGAAUAGAUGACCACAGGGCUCCAACUGCAUCCACCUCCCACCCAGAGCCUCCUCUUGAGACAGUGGCCAUGCAGCAUGUGGACAGACACCUCGCCUUUGUGCAGGAGGGGCAAUAGAAGCCACUGAAGAUGCUCCAGCCGGCUCCUGAGUAGCCUCUGUUUUGUUAUUUCUGGCCUGAUGAUGCCAAUGGCUUUGAUGCUGAUCUGGGUGAGAGGAUGAAAAGGUGCUGGGCUGUGUGUAGCUGCAUUGGAGACCUUGCCACAGUAGGAUUCAAGCAUCCCUGCAGCCCCUGGGACUACUGAAUUUGACCUUUACUUAGGUGUUCCCGGCUGUAGAUUACAGUUUUCCUUUAUGUUGGCAGCAGAGGCUCACAGUCCUGCAAGGACAUGUAAUUGCUGCUUUCUGAUGCCCAAGACUGUUGCAGUAACAAACUACAGUUACAGGAUCCAAUCCUUUAGCUAAAGCUACCAGGUAUUUAUGCACUUCGCCCUGUAGAACCCUGUGUCAAACCACGGUGGUGACCUAAAUGAUCAUUAAUGUCCAUGAACAAUUAGACCCAUUACAGUGGAGAGCUGAGAUUGAGACUUCAAUGCUGAUAUCCUAAGAAAAUCUCUGCACUCAGUCCACAAGAACCUGGUUAAAUAGUCCAAGCUCUGGCUCCAUUCUGUAUGUCCUGCAUGAGGGUUUAUUCCCUUAAAGCCCAGACUGCUGUCUCUUUUCAUACAUGUUUUGUGGUUGAAUUGCUACCUCACUGUGUCUUUGGAAUUGAGAGGACAAGUGAAUGAUGUAGCCAAGAGUUCCUUCUUCAUAAAGCAGAGGUAGGGAGAAUAUUAACAUGUAGGAAUGAAGCAUGAAGACCUGAAGCAUGGUAGCCACAGAAUCACAGCUGACUCAUUUUGGCUCUGCAGUAUGCUAGCAAGUAUUAAAAUAAACUCAAUACUUAACAGUAUUUCAAACAGAAUCCCUUGGAGCCAGAAUGUGUAGCUCAUUUGGAGAGUGAGCUUUUGAUUACACACACUGUGUUGUUCUAAGCCAGUUGGUCUCAGGUCUAGAAAUGAUCCUGAGCACAUAUGAUUUGGUAGAAGAGCCACAGCUUUUGGUGUCAGUGUCUUUACUCCAUGACUGGAACUGGUAAUUUCAGAUGGCUCCAUGUAUAUGUUCAUGUUGUUUAAGUAGGGACUUAGUUGCUGCUAAAUGUAGAGUGGGGUCUCUUAAACUCCCAUUACUUGUACAUUGUGGGGUGUACCCCUCUACAGCAGGCUGCUGGCUGGCUGCUGGUUUCUCUGCACCUUCCUUCCCUCACCCCAACAAAGAGUUCUUCCUGAAGCAGAGGAAAUAACUAUGUCCACUGGCCCAGAUGCUCCCCUUUCAGGGCCAUUUAGUUGUCUUAAAUCAAGUUUUGACUGUUUCCCCAAUUUGGCUGGUUUUUAUGAAGUCCUCUUUAGUACGUCUGUCAACUCUGAGAACUUCACCUCUUCUUUGUGAUGAUACGAGGCUUACCUGUACAACAUGGCAAACAGAAGUCCCUUCUGAUGAACCAAAACUGGCUGUACCUGGGGCACAUUGAUCUCCUCUUCUCUUUAGGAAGUGUGUGCUCUUCCAUUGCCCAAGUGACAAGCACAGUGUUUCACUGCAUGAAAAGUACCUUAUGCUCUUCAUAGUCACAUCUGCAAAGUCUCAGGGCUAUCAGAGUAAUUUUGAUCAUCAAGGUGCAUUAUUUGGAUGUUUUCAGCCUCAAAUUCUCCUUACAUGGGGGUUACCCUUUUUAUCAGAUCACGAGCAGCACAAUGUGUCCUUUAAGCAAUAUAAAGGAGAUUCAGUGCUCAUACAGAUUAUUCCCAUGAGGGGAGAAAAGGAAAUUCAUGCUGAUAAAAGGUAAUUUUAUUUGCAAUCAAAUUGCAUGCACAGUUGGGUCUAUAAUGGGAAUGGAGAUUUCAGGAGAAACUGGCACCUUUCCUUCAGUUGGUUAAAUUGGCACAAAAGAAAGCACAAGCAUAUCAACCCAUGCUGUGACAGCCUUCAGGGCCAGAGCCUCUAUCCUCCUAUAGCCUGAUUUCCUGAGGACCACAAACCACAGUCCAUCUUUCCUCCCCUUUUUUGCCUCUCUUACUGUUCCCCUCUGCCUUAAGAAAUUCAUAGCUUUGGUAUGGGCACCCCUUUGAAGUGUGUGUCUUGGGACUCAGUAUCACCACCUUGUCCCAUGAUUGAUAUGAAAGAGUGGUUUGGGUUGGAAGGGACCUUAAAGCUCAUCCAGUUCCAACCCCCUGCCACGGGCAGGGACACCUUCCACUAGAGCAGGUUGCUCCAAGCCCCUGUGUCCAACCUGGCCUUGAACACUGCCAGGGAUGGGGCAGCCACAGCUUCUCUGGGCACCCUGUGCCAGCGCCUCAGCACCCUCACAGGGAAGAACCGCUUCCUUAGAUCUAACCUGAACUUCCCCUGUUUCAGUUUGAAACCAUCACCCCUUGUCCUAUCACUCCAGUCCCUGAUGAAGGUCCCUCCCCAGCAUCCUUGUAGCCCCCUUCAGACAGUGAAAGCUGCUCUGAGGUCUUCACACAGCUUCUCUUCUCCAGGCUCAACAGCCCCAAUGUUCUCAGCCUGGCUCCAUACGGGAGCUGCUUCAGCCCCUGAUCAUCCUCGUGGCCUCCUCUGGUCUUGCUCCAACAGCUCCAUGUCCUUCUUAUGUUGAGGACAGCAGAACUGCACACAGUGCUGCAAGUGGGGUCUCAAGAGAAAAGAGAAGAAGCUUGGAUCAUUCCACUCAGCUGAAGGAUGAGGAAACUCUUAUUCCUGUUUUGUCAUGAUGGAAAGAGUAUUCCAGAGAAAAUGAAAAAUGAUUUGUCUUGGCUGAUUCUUGCUUUCCUUGUUGUGGCAGAAGAACACAAAGCAUGAACCUGUCUGCCACUACAAUCUGCUUCAGUGUGAGAAGACUUUCCUCAGGCCACAAGUAAAGCACCUCCUUGCCAUGUUUACAGCAACGCACAGACUUGCUGCGAGUGCUCUGUAUAGCAAAAGAUGUAGAAGGAAGUAGUGAUCAUCUGCAAAGCAUGUGCAGUAGUUCCAGCUUUGUGUAUUUAAGCUUCUAAAAACAAAAUAAACAACUUCUUUUGCACUCCAAA